AUGUUGAGAAUUUUGCGAUCAAGACUUGGGCGGGCCGCCGAAAACAAACAGCAAAAGCCAGCAGCCAUUACGCCCCUGGACAACUUUGACUGGAGGACAAAGAAGCCACCCCAGUUCAGAGGUUUCAAGCCCAAAUACAACAUCUCUAUGGGCAUCAGACGUGAUACUCCCUCUGAGCUGCUAUCCAUUGACCACGACUACCUGGAUCGCGUCAACCAGCGCCGAGAGAUUCUCAAACAGCAUGAAGAUACGGUCUGCGGGUUCUUGCCGGGAGGGGAGCAGGCUGUGCUGGAGAUUUACGACUACUUUCUUACAGAGUACCUCCCUAUCCGAUAUCCCACCAUGUUUCAGCUCUCCCAGGAUAAAACCAUCUUCAACAAUCUCGUCACCAACAGAUCCUUCCCCACAAAGCCCCAGGACGUCCGAUCUGCGCUUCUCAAUCUCGGCGAGAUUGUGGAAGAGGAACUCUUCUUGCUCAUGCCAGACUCUGACAGUUACCGACUCGUCGCUUACGUCUGUUGUUUCCCAUCAAGUUUCGACCCAGCAGAAAAGCUUGGGCUUCUGCUGAGGGACAUUCACAAACCUGUUCCGGGGUAUGAAAAGAUUGGGCCGAGCAUGGAACGAUUCUUUGCAAAGUUGCAAGUUGGCAGCCCCAUCAAGCGACAGAAUUGGUCGGUGCAAGUUCACCCCGAGUUGUUUGACUGCGAAGCAAACCACAGAGUAAAGAGUUACGACGGUCCAGGUGAACCAAGCAUAGAAGAUGCAAGUCUCCAACACUCGCUUCCCAAGAGACUCUUUGCUAACGGACUUCAGACCUUUCUACGAUCCGAGCUACAAACCCUAACUCGAUUUCCAAAUACCCAAGCCAUACUCUUCAGCUUCAAGACAUACUUGUUCAAGGUGACUGACGUCAAGGCGCAGGGCCAGGGCCCCGAGUUUGCAGAGGCUAUCGAAGGCAUCCGGCAUGGUAAUGUGCCGGAAAUGUGGGAAUACAAGGGUGCGCCUAGAUGGGGGGAGACUGUUUGCAGAUACUUGCGAUCAUGA
This is a messenger RNA of Fusarium vanettenii 77-13-4, 1044 nucleotides long. RefSeq lists its product as uncharacterized. The transcript is spliced from 4 exons. The record is from RefSeq and is a predicted model, not a curated record. NCBI's taxonomy places the organism in Eukaryota, Fungi, Ascomycota, Sordariomycetes, Hypocreales, Nectriaceae. The coding region runs from base 1 to 1044 and encodes 347 amino acids.